Molecule: messenger RNA, 841 nt
Organism: Cavia porcellus (domestic guinea pig)
Lineage: Eukaryota; Metazoa; Chordata; Mammalia; Rodentia; Caviidae
Gene: Pfdn4
Product: prefoldin subunit 4
Exons: 4
Coding region: 175-579 (134 amino acids)
Biological process (GO): protein folding
Cellular component (GO): prefoldin complex; cytoplasm
Source: RefSeq, a predicted model, not a curated record
UUUCCUUCCCGAGCCCCAACCGUUCGGAUCGUCGAACAGCGCCCCAGUAGGAAGCAAUGUGGAGAUAGUGUUGUUCUGGGGGGCAGCGCCGGGCCUCUGGGGAGGGGGAGGCGGCGCGGAGCAGACGCGCACUCUCGCGGCUCCCCCCGCGUCGCCCCGUCGGCCAGUCCCAAGAUGGCGGCCACCAUGAAGAAGGCGGCUGCAGAAGACGUCAAUGUGACUUUCGAAGAUCAACAAAAGAUAAACAAAUUUGCACGGAAUACGAGUAGAAUCACAGAGCUAAAGGAAGAAAUAGAAGUAAAAAAGAAACAACUCCAGAAUUUAGAAGAUGCUUGUGACGACAUCAUGCUCGCAGAUGACGACUGCUUAAUGAUACCUUACCAAAUCGGUGAUGUUUUCAUUAGCCAUUCGCAAGAAGAAACACAGGAAAUGUUAGAAGAAGCAAAGAAAAAUUUACAAGAAGAAAUCGACGCCUUAGAAUCCAGAGUAGCAUCAAUUCAGCGGGUGCUAGCAGAUUUGAAAGUUCAGUUAUAUGCGAAAUUCGGCAGCAACAUAAACCUUGAAGCUGAUGAAAGUUAAACAUUUUAUAACUCCUUUUUUAAUUUGUUUAAUAAACUUGAAUAUUGUUUAAAAUGAUAAUUUCUCUUCUUCACAUGACAUGGAAAGGAAAAGUUUCUUUUUUUAAAAUUUUCAUUUAUUUAAUGGAAACUUGCCUAUUUUCACAUGUCUUUGCUUAUUUAUUUUAUAUUUUUAAAAGAAGGCAGUAUUCAUCUAUGUAUUUUGCAAAAUGAUUAUGUCAAGUCUAGGGGCUCAUGUCAUUAUUAAAAUCAGUUAAGCAAUG